Molecule: messenger RNA, 2298 nt
Organism: Dendroctonus ponderosae (mountain pine beetle)
Lineage: Eukaryota; Metazoa; Arthropoda; Insecta; Coleoptera; Curculionidae
Product: solute carrier family 2, facilitated glucose transporter member 5
Biological process (GO): monosaccharide transmembrane transport
Cellular component (GO): membrane
Molecular function (GO): hexose transmembrane transporter activity
Source: RefSeq, a predicted model, not a curated record
CUCCAUUUUGUGCACUUUUCUUCCUCAAAUUUGUCAUUGUCAAAUGUCAUGCUUUGACUUUAUUUACGCUUAUGUUUUACUAUUAAAACCCCAAUUCAUUCAUUUAUAAUUUGGCCUAGAGCAUAAUUCGCUACUUAUCUGGGAGAUUAGUGAUUCAACCAUCAUUCCUAAUCGUAUGAUUAAUUUUUUUAAAGAAUGUCUCCGCUAUGAAUCAUGUCCAAACAUUCUGACUUGGUUCCUGCUAGAUUUUUGAUUUUGAUUGCCCAUUUUUCGAUUUGUGUGUGUUCAUUAUGGAACAACGAGGAGAGUCUCAAGUCCUGUUCGAUGGGCAGCCGAAUCGAAUCAAACCCCACCCAUCACCUUACCGAGACAUUUCGGUUGAACAGCCCGGAUGGACAAGGCUUCUAGUAUUGGCAGGAAUAGUUACAGUUUUGGGCUCUUCGUCCCCUGUGGGUUACAACAUCGGAGUAAUAAACACGCCCGGGUGGGUAAUCAAGCAGUUUUGCAAUGAAAGUCUCAUCGCGCGGUACAACUCCACCUUAACCAGCAGCCAACUGGACAUCAUGUGGUCUUCCAUUGUCUCAAUUUUCCUGAUUGGAGGAACGAUUGGCUCAUUAUCCGGGUCUUUACUGGCAGACCGGAUAGGGCGGAAGGGCGGCUUGGCAGUUUCCUCGGCACUGGGAGUAAUUUCCGGCCUAAUGUUCUGGAUAUCCAAAAGCGCCAACUCCUUCGAACUCCUUUUCGUUGGCAGGACUUUUGGUGGCUUAUCUGCAGGAUUAAUCACCACCAUCAUGCCGAUGUACUUAAUGGAGCUGGCGCCUCCGAAGCUCAAAGGAGCCGUCGGGGCUCUCUGCCCUUUUGGUAUAACGUUCGGGAUUUUAAUCGGGCAAAUAUUGUCAAUGUAUAAAAUACUAGGAAACGAAAGCUCUUGGCCUAGUUGUUUAGGCUUAUCCUCCAUCCUCCAAGCCGUAUGUGCCUUAGUCAUUCCGGUGCUUCCGGAAAGUCCUAAAUAUCUUUUUGUGAUUAAAAAGCAACCUUCUUUGGCCGUCAAAGAAUUGAAAAGAAUCAGGAACACCAAUGAAGAAUCACUGAGCGACGAAGUCGAAAUUCUUCGGCUGGAAGAUCAGGAGAAUAUCAGACAGGGUGAUACGUGGAAUAUUAAAAAAGUGUUGCAAACCAAGACGCUUCUGCUUCCAUUGCUUUUAGUGUGCGCUUUACAAGCCGGACAACAACUUAGUGGAGUUAAUGCUGUUUUCUAUUACUCUUCGGUAAUAUUCAAGCGAGCUGGUCUGUCCACUUCAAGCAGCGAAUUGGCUACGAUUGGGGCUGGUUGUUGCAACAUUUUCAUGGCCAUGAUGUCGGUCCAGACGAUGUUAUGGUUUAAAAGACGCACAAUCCUUCUGAUCAGCCUGGUCUUGUCCGAUCUGUUCCUGAUAACUUUGGGCAUAUCCAUCGGGUAUAUCGAAUCCUUCCACUGGAUGCCUUAUUUAUGCAUCGUAGGCGUGCUGGGAUAUGUAUUAGCCUACGGUUUGGGACUGGGACCAAUUCCCUACUUUAUUGGCUCGGAAUUGUUCGAAGUCGGACCCCGUUCCAGUGCGAUGGCUUUGGGAAGCAUGGCAAACUGGGCUGGAAACUUCGUGGUCGGAUUGACUUUUCCCAUUAUGGAAGCCCAUUUGGGUGCCUCUUCCUUUGUAAUUUUCGCCCUCGUUGUAAUCGUGCUGCUCUGUUUUGUAAAGAUUUACCUUCCAGAGACCAAGGGAAAAGACGCCUGCCAAAUUUCCCGCCUGGUGGAGCAGGGAUUGAAGUCCAGACCCUUGGCAAAAGUCGAUCGACUGAACGAAAACGGCAAUAUGGAGCUGAAGGUUUUAACAGAGAAAACUUACUUGUAACAGACUAAACUCAAAACAGGAGAAAUCAACAUUGUCUUCUUUUCGGGUGUUUUCUAUUUUUCUAUUUGGAGCCAAUUUGGCACAUCACAUAAUACUAAUGGAACAGUUUCACCUGCAAGAACUGUUCUUUUCCUAGUCGUGGGUUGUUUACGGUCCUCAGCACAAACUCCAUUUUUAUAUGUACGCUUGUCUAAGCCUGCAUGAGUGCAUCAACAGUGAGUAUCUGCACUUGACAAAAGAAACUUUAGUAGAAGUUAGAUUGGGGAAUUAGUUAGGUAGGUACUAACUAACUUAUAGUAGCGAACGGGUAUUGGUUACUUACUGCUAAAACUAUUUAAAGUUGUUGUCUUUUAUACUAAAAAUGUGUGUGGUUGUAAACUAUUUAGACCAUUAAACGAUUUUUAUAGUU